Messenger RNA from Chaetomium fimeti, 985 nucleotides. RefSeq lists its product as uncharacterized. NCBI's taxonomy places the organism in Eukaryota, Fungi, Ascomycota, Sordariomycetes, Sordariales, Chaetomiaceae. The transcript has a single exon. The record is from RefSeq and is a predicted model, not a curated record. The coding region runs from base 187 to 759 and encodes 190 amino acids.
CCCGGAUGCAGCGCGAGGCGGCAGCGGCCGCGGCUCAACAGGGCGGGCCUGCCGACCACGGGGCCAACGGCGCGGAGUAGCUCUGAAGCGCUUCCCCCCCUCGGUUAUCCGGCAGCAGCUCGAUAUCCCACCAUUGCGACGCCCGCCGGAUAUGGCCGAUGUUCGACCACUUCUAGGCGACCUUUCAUGCGAUCCGAUCUUUCCGUGCAGGCGUUGGUUCCCCUGUUGUUUAGAGACAAAAUAUUCCCCCAAUUUUUCCUGCGCUUUUCACGAUAUCCGCUGCUCAACCAACCUCGGGAUGUGGGCAACACCCGGGGACGGCCGGCAGGGCGGUGUCGAGGUCCUAACCGGAGUGGUGUGUGUGCUGGUGGGCUGCUGAGAACGGGGCUCAGGGAAGGUCAACCGAGGUUUCCUGGGUCCGGGUCUGGUUAUCGGGUGUGGGCGGCCGGGAACGGCGGUUCCCAUCAAACACGGUCCCAGACCGCGACGAUGAGCCGUGUUGCAAGGGACAGGGCUCAGCCUAAGCACGCUUUUCUUGUCCUCCAUCGUCCACGCCAUCUCGGUCACGACCCCGUCUACCCCCUUACCUUGACUGUCUGCUUUUUUCUCAUUUCUACUAUUGGACUUCUAAUGCAGAUAUCACCUAAAUUCAACUUUCCUACUCUGAUGCUGCUCUCAUGUCCACCACUUCUCUGCAUUCCUUCGCUAGCGGGAUGCCUUAGCCCGGGUCGAUGUUGGUGUAAUACGGAUUUUAGCUGAACUCAAAAGUACGACACGAAAGGGAGAGAAAGCGGGAGGAAGAACUACCUGUGCACUUGAAUUUAUGAUGUUAUCCGAGCUUGUCUUCACUGCAUCCCGUCUAGGCAUAGAUACAAUACGACCAUGAAUGUCGAUGCGUAAAUGAUCAAUUCGGAACCCUUCCCAAAAGCACCUAGUAAACUAACGUGGACGCAGCUUCGCUCAAGAAAUGCGAGCGAAGUGCGCC